AUGUUGUUGCCGAGGACGUGCAUCCUGUUGCUUCUGGUUGGUUUGGCGAACUGCGAGAAACACGUGGAGGAAGAUGCUUCGGCGGUGUUUCUGGAGGCGGCGAAAAGCUUCUUCGCGAACAAGGACAGUAUGAACGGACUUCAGGGCUUGGCCAGCGCGUUCGUGCAGCCUGACACGGGGAAACAGGGGAACGAUAUGUUCGGAGGGAAAACGAACGUGGACGGGAUUGGACAGAUCAUCUCGGGCAUCGGAGCUUUGUUCGAGGGCAAUGAGAACCGCCAGGGAAUGGACUAUUCGAUAAUCGGAUCGGUUCUGGACAGCAUGGUGAACACGAACAAGGACAGUCAGAACCGAGUCGCCAGGGACGUCGAGAAACAGGAAGAGUCCAGCCUGGACUUUGAGGGUCUGCUGAAUAUAGGAAGCAUGCUGUUCGGCCAAAACUCCGGGAACAGCGACUUCAUGAUGGGCCUGUUGCCGAUGCUGCUGCAGAAUCUUGGCAACGGGGCUAAUGAGGUCGACGGUCACCCCAGAAAACCGCAUGAUCAUUCCGGACACUCUUGGUACAUGCCACCUGUCCUGGAGCAUCUGCACGUGAUGUGGGAUCACUUCAGUAACUCGGAACUGGGCCAGACAUUGUGGAAGAACAGCGGUCUCGCGCAAUUCGUCGGCCAGAUGUCCGACCCGAAUGGACGUUUACAGUACGAGAAAAUGCUGGACAGCUUCGAGAACCCGUCCCUACGUCGACGAUGGAUCCGAGCGUUGACGAACUACGUCGGCGAGUGGAUCUCCCAUGUGUCCGAUCCGCAGAUCCAGCAGCGUUACUUGAACACAGCCCAGUUUGUAGGGAACAGUUUCCUAAAGUCGCAGGGCUUCCCGAAGUCGGCCAUGUUCGACGCGAUGAGACCGGUGGAGAGCCUUUCCAGGUUGGUCGACGCGGUUGCGAAGAGACACGUGGGAAUGCAGGUCGACAGUUCACAGUACAUCAGACCAGCGGUGGCGUACAUCCAGGAGCUAAUCGCCUUGGCGUCGGAGAAGGGAUUCAUAAUGUCCCGAGUGAACGCCAGGGAGAUCAGCAAUCGACUAAGCGACGUGAUCAACCACGAUAUCGUCGAUCCCAUGCUUAAGUCUUAUCGAGCGUACAAAUGGUCGAUCAAGAGGCCGCAAUGCGCCAGCCAGAUCCUAUGCACCAUAAACGAGAUGAACGAACAGGAUAAGGAACAGUCGCCUUUGAGAAGUGGUAUAUUGAAGGCGACAAGCUACCCAGCCGCUUGGGCUGUUAGCAACAAGCUGGGAACCAGUUUCUGGACCCUCUACGGGGCUAUCACCGAGCACAGCAGAUGCAUCCAAAAAUAUCCGGCCGCGUGCACGGAGUUCCACGAGGAGGAAAUCCGAGUCACCACGGAGAGCACUCACAGUGAACUUUGAUCUCUAAAUAAGUGCGCAUGUGAGAGAGAAAGAGAGAGACAUUCGGUUUCGUCGAAGUCAAAAGUACGGGGAAGGAAUAGGAAUGGUAGCGUUUCGCGAUCAACGGCAACGUUUAUCGGUUAUAAAAUACUUAUUGCUCGUCGCGGGAAUGUAUCGUGAUAAGAACGUUAACUGAUCUAUCUUAUUAGGAGGCUCGAUUCGCGACGAAAAAUCGACGAAUCGGAGGGUACGUCGCGUCUCAAUACCCUUCGUUUCUUCGUUGUGUAAAUACGAAAAAUGUGUCGUGGGUGUAGCCGAAUAACUAGGCGUUCAAUUCUCUCGGAACAAUUUAUUUUUCUCUCUUUAUCCUCCGCCUCGUUAAUUUAUUUUCUCUAAAGAUGUCUAUAAAAGUUCUAUUCCGACGAGAACAGAACGUGUCCGAGGAGGCACGUUUCUUUCUUGUCGUCGACGCCCACAGAGAGACAGACCACGUUCUUCAGGGGCCACGGAAGGUCCGACGGCCGGUUUAAUCGCGCUCGCGCGCGUACACCAUCGAAUUCGUUAACAGCACAAUCUGUCAACCAACAGCUCCUGUAAAUAUUAGAUAAAAGCCAAAUAAAACGUAUGACGGAUGUACAGGAAUACAUCGGCGAACGGGUCACGUCCUGAUUCUGCAGCGUUCACCGU
Dufourea novaeangliae is the source of this 2091-nucleotide messenger RNA. RefSeq lists its product as uncharacterized. The record is from RefSeq and is a predicted model, not a curated record. The coding region runs from base 1 to 1425 and encodes 474 amino acids. Lineage: Eukaryota; Metazoa; Arthropoda; Insecta; Hymenoptera; Halictidae. The transcript is spliced from 5 exons.